CCAACCAAGUCAUUGAUUUGUGAAGGAAAACAUUACCAUACAUAUCUAUAAAAUAUUUUGGAAUUUAACAAAUAAAAAUUAUUCAAUCCAACACGAUUUUAUUCUUAUUGUGUGAAAAAUAAGUUUUUGUGUUAAGUUUUGUGACUAGUCUUUAUAGAAUCACUAAGAAGGCGAAAGCUUUUUUGUAUUGUUGAAGGCAGUACACUAAGAGAAGACUGAUCGGUUCAGGAGAGUGAGUAACGUGCCUGUUGCCAGAGUGUUGAUGCUCGAGGUGCCCCCGGCAUGGACGGGAACGUGGAGGGAGACCACGAGCGAGCGAUGAUGGAAGCAGUGGAGGGGGACGGGGACGUAGAUCGGGGUCGAUACAGACAGUGGCGUGUCCGGCAGCAUGACGCGCUGCGUGUCGCAGUCGUCGCUGGACGAGUCCUCGCAGCGGCCCGCGGCGCCCGACGCGCCGCCGCCCGGCGCCGCGCACUCCGCCGCGCUGCUGGCGGCGCUGGCGCGACUGCGGGCGAACGCCGUGCUCACCGACGUCACGCUCGUGGCACAGGCGCCAACAGAGGCUAUGUUACCCGGCGCCGCGGGCGACUCGGCGCCGGGCACUAUGAGCGAUGCGGCGAGCGGCGUGAGCGCGCACCGCGCGGUGCUGGCGGCCGCGUCGCCGUACUUCCACGCGAUGUUUACGCAGUUCGACGAGCGCACGCAACCCGUUGUUACUAUACAGAAUGUGGAGCCCGAAGCUCUGGAGACGAUCGUGGAGUACAUCUACUCGCCAGACUCGCUCGUCAUCACCGAGGAUAACGUGCAGAGCCUGCUGUCGGCGUCGUCGCUGCUGCAGGCGGCGGGCGUCCGCGCCGCGUGCUGCGCCUUCCUGGCGGCCGCACUGGCGCCCGACAACGCGCUCGGCAUCCGCGCCUUCGCCGAGCUCCACGCCUGCGCCGACCUGGCCGCCGCCGCCGGCAACUACAUCCACGCGAACGCGCUACAGGUGAUGGAGAGCGAGGAGUUCCUGGCGCUGUCGCCGGACGUGCUGGCCGACUUGCUCGACAGCGACAGCAUCACGGUGCCAAAUGAAGAAGUUGUUCUAGACGCUGUGAUCCGGUGGAUGCAGUAUGACCCUGAUACGCGACGCGGGUCGCUGGGCGCGCUGCUGGAGCACGUGCGGCUGCCGCUGCUGGCGCAGGACGCGCUGGUGGCGCGCGCCGCCGCCGAGCCGCUCGUCUCCGCGCCGCUCCGGGUCAAGGACCUGGUGAUCGAGGCGCUGUCGUUCCACCUGAUGCGGCCGGAGCGGCGGCUGCAGGCGGCUCUGACCUGCGCCCGCGCGCGUCCGCGACUACCGCCGCGUGCGCCGCGAAUGCUGCUCGUCGUCGGCGGACAGGCGCCCAAGGCGAUCCGCGAUGUGGAGCUGUGUCCGCUGGAGGGCGACGCCGCCUUCCGCGCCGCCAGCCAGCUGCCGUCGCGCCGCUGCCGCGCGGGGCUGGCGGCCGUGGGCGCCAAGGUGUACGCCGUCGGCGGGUUCAACGGCACGCUGCGCGUGCGCAGCGUGGACAUCUACGACGUGGCGACGGACUCGUGGUCGCCGGGCCCGCCGCUGUGCGCGCGUCGCUCCACGCUCGGCGUCGCCGCCAUCGGGGACACCAUCUACGCCGUCGGCGGUUUCGACGGCGCGACGGGCCUGUCGUCGGCGGAGGCGCUGGACACGCGCUCGGGCGAGUGGCGCCCCAUCGCCAGCAUGUCGUCGCGGCGCUCGUCCGUGGGCGUGGGCGUGCUGGGCGGGCGGCUGUACGCUGUGGGCGGCUACGACGGCGCCUCGCGCCAGUGUCUGCACACCGUGGAGCGCUACGACCCCGCCACCGACGUCUGGGAGCCAGUCGCCGACAUGUCCGCGCGGCGGUCGGGCGCGGGCGUGGGCGUGGUGGAGGGCGCGCUGUACGCGGUGGGCGGCCACGACGGGCCGGCCGUGCGGCGCAGCGUGGAGCGCUUCCGCGCGGGGCUGGGCUGGGCGCCGGCGCCCGCCAUGCGCACGGCGCGCCGCAACGCCGCCGUCGUCGCGCACGCCGGCAAGCUGUACGUGGUCGGCGGCGACGACGGCGCCGCCAACCUCGACACCGUCGAGGUGUUCGAGCCGAGCACGGAGACGUGGACGAUGCUGGAGUCGCGGCUGGCGGUGGCGCGCUCGUACGCGGGCGCGGCCGCGUGCGCGCGCGCGUGACCGCCAGCUGCGCCGCGCCGCGCGCUGCACGUAGGCAUGAAUCUGUACGCCAACGCGGGAGGCUACGCGGAUGAGGGCGCGGGCGGCAGCGGCGCGGCGGGCGGUGAGGGGAGCGGUGCGGGGGGGCGCUGGCGGGGUCAUUACCCGCGACCGGUGCUG
Messenger RNA from Plodia interpunctella (Indianmeal moth), 2371 nucleotides. RefSeq names its product kelch (gene kel). The transcript is spliced from 16 exons. The record is from RefSeq and is a predicted model, not a curated record. Bases 389 to 2212 code for a protein of 607 amino acids. NCBI's taxonomy places the organism in Eukaryota, Metazoa, Arthropoda, Insecta, Lepidoptera, Pyralidae. Gene Ontology annotation, molecular function: protein binding.